CUGCUGUGGAAUGGCGGCUAAACCCGGGGAGGAAGAGAAACUGAUGGCUGCCUGGGUGGCGAGAACAAACGGAGACUGUCUAAUCUCAACGCUCCGACCCGAGACGAAGGUUUUUCUUUCUUUCUUCGAAAGAAUGUGACUAAUAGACGCUCGACAUAGACGUGUCGGCUUCAUGACUUGCAACAACCUUGUAGAGCAUCUGUCCUGGCUGUUUACCGGCCAAGCCCACUACAAGCCUGCAAUACCACCGUUUCUGAGGGGCAGUGACGCCUCCCAAACUGGGUUGUCCCAGGUACAACAUUCAGACACAAGAACGACGAUGCUUCCAACCCGAAGCGUUUAGUCGACUUGACGACGAAGCACAUUUAAACGACGCCGUCGACUACAUCUUAUCGGCCGGGCGGGCUUGGCGCGAGGUUUCGGGAUACGGACCAGGUGAUAGUGGAGGACGACGACACCAUGGCCUGCCUCAAGUCGAGUUCGAGAUCCAGGAAGCCCGGUCUUAUUUCAAGGCCCCAGCAGCUUCUCAGCUCCUCUUGCAUCACCCCUAAUCGCUUAGCCCGACAAGAUGCUUCUGCCAGGCGCACUAACCUCAGCACAUGGAGCCCUGAACCUUGCAAGACACAAAGCCUACCGAAGACGGCCCCGACUUCGGCCGUGGUCCGAACCCUUCGUACGAGCAGCCCCAAUUUCCCCGACCUCAACGCCGAUGGUCUGGAGUACUUAGACCUUAACCAACGAUGCCUUCGACUGUGCCGCUACGAUGCUUACACUGCAUAUCUUUGACCUCUGCCUUGUAUUCCUCUCUUCCUCUAGUAUGCCUCGGGUUAAUGUUAACCUAAGAUGAUUAUCCCGAGUAAGUUCUUCAAAGCCUUCCUGCAUGAACCGACGUCUGGGACCGAA
Messenger RNA from Fusarium redolens, 903 nucleotides. RefSeq lists its product as uncharacterized. Bases 460 to 786 code for a protein of 108 amino acids. The transcript has 3 exons. Lineage: Eukaryota; Fungi; Ascomycota; Sordariomycetes; Hypocreales; Nectriaceae. The record is from RefSeq and is a predicted model, not a curated record.